UACAAAUUAUGCCGUCCACAAUCAAGAGAUUAGAAGUCAUCUAUAACUCUAUCAAUGACAGCAACACUUUUACUAACGGUGAUGUUAUUUAUGGGGAAGUCAGGCUGGAAGCGGAGAAAGACUUCCAGAUAGAGUCCCUGUUCAUUAAAUUCAAAGGGAAAGCUGACGUUUUGUGGACCGAGAGGCACGGACAAACCACGCAUGUAUACCACGCCAAAGACAAGUACUUCAGCGUUAGACGUUACUUCAUCCGAGACAAAAACAGCAAAAAGGACGACAGACAGACACUAGUGACGAAUGAGAACUUACAAACAUACAGCAGUGUUGUUGCUCCAGGAAUCCAUGUCUACCCAUUCAGCUUUCAGUUCCCUUUCCAGGAUUUACCCUCCUCCUUCAAAGGUGCUGAUGGUAAAAUUGUGUACUCGCUGGAAGCCGUGCUGAGCAGAUCAAUGAGGAUGAACACGACACGUUCGACUAUGGUCAACUUUGUGUCGACGACAAAUAUGAACACUGCAUCUUGGUUACAGACACCGCAGCAUGAGUCUAAGGAUAAGAAAAUGAAAGUUUUUACCUCAGGAAGUGUAGCCAUGGAUGUCAAUCUUGAAAAAAUGGGCUUCCGACAAGAAGAAGGAUUAAAAGUUGUGGCCUUCAUUAAGAACAGUUCAUCUCGUGAGAUCAAGCCCAAGUACUGUUUGUACAGAAAGCACAGUUUCUUUGCAAGAGGGAAGAGAAGGGUCCAUACUAAAGACCUCUUGAAAGAGGUGGGAGACGCCAUCCCUCCAUCUGCAGAAGAAACCGUCACAAGGGUCAUCACCAUUCCCCGUGACGUGGAGCCCUCGAUCCUCAACUGCAACAUCAUCAAAGCUGAGCACAGACUCAGGGUGUACCUUGACGUAAAAUAUGCUUCAGAUCCAGAGAUCAAGUUUCCUGUAGUCAUCCUGCCAGCCUUCCAUGCCUAUCCUGCAGUGCCACCACACUAUCCCGCUGCUGCUGCUACCCCCUUUGGAUUCAACCCAAACUCAAACCCUCCAGUGUGGGGUUUUGAGCCACAACAACCAAUAGCAGCUCCCCAACCGUCAGAUCCCCCUCCUCCUUAUGGAGCAUAUGCAAUGUACCCUCCGUUGCCAGAUUUUGAGAAUAAAUACUAGCAACUAGAGCUGGGCGAUAGAACGAUAACAAUAUGUAUUGCGAAAUAACUUUUUCUUGAUAGAAAAAUUAAACUAUUGUGAUAGGCCUCAUCUCUCUUGUCCUCUUAAAAAAAAAAGAAAAAGAAAAAAAAGAACAGCCAAUCCAAAUUAAGUAGCGCAGAGCCAAACCAAUCACAGCCGCAGCGUCAUGUCACAUGACUUGUUACGUACAGCACAAGUGCCAAGGCGCACAUGUGUAUUUGUUUUUGCAGCCGGGCUGCCCAGAUAAUGGAGGAAAUGAGUUUGCCGACUAGAGAAAAAUCAACCGAGAGCGUGAGUGAAGGUUACCAAAGAAAAAACCGAUGAUGGUUCCAAUUCCGGAGAGAUUGUCGAACGGAAGGGCCAUAGAAGUUCCGUAGUGUGAAGGUAUUUCGGCUAUUUCAAGUCUGACAAAAAACAGAGUAGCGCGCACUGUAAAUUGUGCCGAAAGCAAGUCUGGAAAUACAAUAAACCGGUGCAUGCUCAAUCUCUGACUGAAAGCGCUAAUUCGUCAUUCGGCUUUUGUCAGACUAAAGUAACUGUUAAAACUGAAAAGCUAAGCUAUAGAACAAGGAGAGAUUGAGAAUUUCCUUUUAGUUCUCAGUUUUUUUGAUAUUGACAAAAGUUAGUCAAUUUAGUCUGUUCUUCUGUAAAACGAACUAAGAUUUAUUUUUAGAAUUAAAAUUUUGUUUCUAAGUGGAAUUGACAAUUUAGUAGUCUGUUUUGUUUGUUCUAUUUUGAAACUUAAAUGCUUUAGCGGCUGCCUUUUGUGUAGUUUGCAAUAUUUGCCUUUAUUUAUCUGAUACUGAAGUCUCAUGUUCCUCAAGUACAUCUACCCUGUUGAACUUAUAAUGGGAAAUAAAUAUUUAAAUCAAAACAAGCUGCAGAUUAUUUCACAUUUUACUCGUGAGCAACGGCACAUUUAAAUCUUACAAAUAUAGUUAUUUGGCUUAUAUCGUGAUAUAUAUCGUUAUCGCCUGAAAUGAAAAAAACAUAUCGUGAUAUGAAAAAAUCUUAUAUUGCCCAGCUCUACUAGCAACAGGUCUGACCAGAUGCUUUGCCAGGAAAUGGUGUGAAAACACCGAGAAGCAUACUGUGGUCAUUAAGAGCCACUCUAGUGUUCACCAAACACUUCUGUGGCUAUAGAUUAUACCAAAUCCCUAUAGUGUGUGUUUAACUGCCUCAUAUAGGAGUAUCCACUCCGGUUUCUUUUUUUUCUUUUUUAUUUAACAAUUCAUAUCUUAAGUGCUUACAUGUUACAGACAGACGACUCUGAAUAAAAGGGAAAAAAUGUAAAACAUUACUUGUUCCUGUGAUAAAUGCAAUGCUGUUUGACUGGUUUGUUUUACACCUAAAAACCUUUCUGAAAAGUAAAGAGAAAAAUAUUUUCCAUUCACUGGUUAACAACAUUACAAUAUCAAGCCGGUGUUA
Molecule: messenger RNA, 2597 nt
Organism: Pelmatolapia mariae (spotted tilapia)
Lineage: Eukaryota; Metazoa; Chordata; Actinopteri; Cichliformes; Cichlidae
Product: arrestin domain-containing protein 3-like
Exons: 7
Coding region: 9-1148 (379 amino acids)
Biological process (GO): protein transport
Cellular component (GO): cytoplasm; plasma membrane
Source: RefSeq, a predicted model, not a curated record